AUGCCUCCGCGUCGCCGGGAAACUUGGGGAUACCGCGGCGUCCGCGCGCCCCCCUCCGGCGGCUUCUCCGCCGAGAUCCGGUUCCGCGGGAUGCGCCUCGGCCUCGGCAUUUUCGACACCGCCAACGAGGCUGCGCGCGUGUACGACGCGGCGGUGUGGCGCCUCCGGUGGCCUCAUAGAACAUUGAACUUCCCCAACGUGCCGACACGGGAGCGGGCGCCUUUGCCGCGGCUUAGCACCGAUGAGGAUCGUCGCGACAACCGGAGCUGGGAGCACCGUCUCGGCAUCACUGAGAUGGACGAGGAAGCCAUGGCGCUGUGGCGCCAACACUUCCCGCAGGACAUCAUCAAUGAGCGCGAGUUCUACGCGCAAAGGAGGGCGGAGAGGGAUAAGAGGAGGGCGGAGCGAGCCGCCUAUCGCGAGGACAAGCGUAGGCAAAAAGCGGAAGCUCAAUUCAAGAUGAGGCUAGGAGCAGCGUCGCCCUGGGAAUCCGACGAAGAUCGAUAUAUUCACACCUACAUAUCUACUUCUCGAUCUCAGCACUGUAAACGCUUUUUUAAAGCGCCGCGCAUUGCGAUUCUGUUGGAGAUGCUCUAA
Molecule: messenger RNA, 597 nt
Organism: Triticum urartu
Lineage: Eukaryota; Viridiplantae; Streptophyta; Magnoliopsida; Poales; Poaceae
Biological process (GO): regulation of DNA-templated transcription
Molecular function (GO): DNA-binding transcription factor activity; DNA binding
Source: RefSeq, a predicted model, not a curated record